GGGGGGGGGGGGGGGGGUGAACAGCGACGGGUCAGACCCCGUGGAGAGAGUUCGCGGAGACGUCGGUCGCUGGACGCGGGCGUUCUGCGCGCGACGUGUAAUUGGCUCGCGGACAAAGGCCGAGCGCACCCGGAGGAAUCGGGUGGAGUCACAUGGGUGCUACUGUAAAAGAAAAUGGGACUUUCAUUGUUUUGGUUGUUGAACUCGGCGGCGGUAUUCCUUCAUGUCUUUUUGCAUCUCGCCAAUGGGUUUGCAGGCGGCACCCCUGACUGCUCCAGCACCAAGGCUUGCCUGCCGCACCAGAUGUGCGUCCAUGGAUACUGCCACUGCGAGGCGGGCUUCGUGGAGCUCAACUACACCUGCUUCAAGGUUCGUGGCCAUGGCGAGGACUGCUACUUCGACGAGCAGUGUCCGGACCACAGGAUGUCCUGCAGGAAGGACGAGAACUCGAGUCUCAGCGUGAAGUACUGUCUCUGCAACAAGUAUCACCCAUGGAACGAAGAAGCUAAAGAAUGCAUCCAGGCUGCAAAUAUCAAAAUAAUGAUUCUGUCCCUUUUGGAGAAAUUUGAUACGGGCAAGGUACUCAGAGACGAAGCAGAUAGGGUAUUCUCCUUCACAAGAAUUUCAGCAUUCUUGGUCUUAAUACUAGGGUCUCUGCUGGCGACAGGCUGUAUUGCAUAUGGCUGUUUUUCGUGCGCAUGUUGCUCAAGAAAUAAGGGUAACAAGAAAUUGACGGACAUGAGCAAAAAAAGCCAAAAAUCUUGGGACGCCGUCGCGUGUUCUAUGGCCGUUAACGAAGUCGUCAUGGAUUUCUGAUUAUGAAAGAUACGAUGAAACACACGCCUGUUCCUAGAGAGAGUAAAGAUGUUUUAAAAUAUGUAAACAAUUAUUUUUAUAAUUCAUGUACAUUAAUGAACAGUGCUGGACAGUUGUUUUUUUUUCUAAACUGUGGUCGUGAAAGUAAAUAAAAUAUAUCAUUGUG
This is a messenger RNA of Bacillus rossius redtenbacheri, 982 nucleotides long. RefSeq lists its product as uncharacterized. The transcript is spliced from 8 exons. Bases 175 to 816 code for a protein of 213 amino acids. NCBI's taxonomy places the organism in Eukaryota, Metazoa, Arthropoda, Insecta, Phasmatodea, Bacillidae. The record is from RefSeq and is a predicted model, not a curated record.